AUGUCGGCCACAGUCUACGAAAUCACAGGUCCGAUCCAGCGAUCGCGAUCAAACUACUACAAACCACCAAUGCCACCAGCUCAGAGGUAUGAGAGUUUCUACAUGGACGAGAAAUACGGUGCAAAUGGGCUUAAUCAACCACUCCCACCAACUCCGCCGCAACCAACACCACCACCACACCACCCACAGGCCUUCGCGUCACCACCGCCCUUUCAAGAUGCGGGGAUGGUGUCGAUCCCCGCGGAUAUGUUUGACAGAAUGUUUUUGAAGUCUCAGGAGCUUGCUGCUGGCAAGGGCAUCCAUCGACAAUUCGGUAAUCCGACUCCCAUUGCCAUUGUGGGAUUUCUUCUGGCGCUCAGCCCACUUUCCUGUGAUCUGAUGGGCUGGAGAGGAGCUGGUGGAAAUGGAGCUGCUUCAAUCGGAGCUUACUUCUUCAUCGGCGGCGUACUGAUGCUCCUUGGUGGGUUCCUGGAAUGGGUAGCUGGCAACACAUUUCCAUUCGUGGUGUUUGCCUCGUUUGGCGGAUUCUGGUUCUCUUAUGGCGCAACAUUGCUCCCGUUCUUCAAUGCAUUCGGCGCAUAUUCGCCGGACCCGACCGACAUCACUGCGGGACUUGCAACCAAGGGCUUCAAUGCGAGUUUCGGCUUCUUCAUGCUAUUCAUGGCGGUGUUGUGUUUCAUCUACCUGAUCUGCUCGCUGCGGACAAAUAUUGUCUUCGUCAUCAUUUUCACGGGCUUGUUUGGUGGCUUCAUCUUCUUGACUGCCACCUUCUUUUUGACGGCUGAAGGGGAUACUGCAGCAUCCAGGAUAUUGUACAUCGCAGGUGCUUCCACCUUUAUGGCGGAUAUGGCUGGCUGGUACUUACUGUCGGCUCUGCUUCUUGUAUCGGUCGACUUUCCUAUUCGGUUGCCACUCGGAGAUCUCAGUGAAUGGAUUCCGAGUUACAGCUCAAGGGGCUGA
This is a messenger RNA of Exophiala bonariae, 960 nucleotides long. RefSeq lists its product as uncharacterized. Gene Ontology annotation, molecular function: acetate transmembrane transporter activity. Bases 1 to 960 code for a protein of 319 amino acids. NCBI's taxonomy places the organism in Eukaryota, Fungi, Ascomycota, Eurotiomycetes, Chaetothyriales, Herpotrichiellaceae. The record is from RefSeq and is a predicted model, not a curated record. Gene Ontology annotation, cellular component: plasma membrane. The transcript is spliced from 2 exons.